AUGCUCUCCCUCUCCCUCCUGAGCCGAGGACACGGGAAACUGGUCCAGAACAAACAGAAGCUGGAAGUCUAUUUUGAACCAGAGGACUAUUUGAACUGGAAGUCCCCUGAAGACUAUGUCCUGGUCAGCAAAGCCCAGGAUGGGGACGGUGCCAGCCAGCACUCCUGGAGCCUCUUCCUUCCUAAGACCUUCAGCACGAGAAAAGGGGCACUGAUCCUCUACUCAGAAGGGCUAGCUGUGUCAGCCUGGGCACCCAGAGAGAGGAGAAGGGGUCACGGGAAGAGGCGGGACCUUGAGCUACACACGCUGCACGACCUCAAAGAAGCCAUCUUGGCAUACGGAAGGAGAAAGAGGGAGCAGGACAGAGCCUGGCAACCCUACCUGUACUUCCGAAGCAAGCCAGCCAGCCAGAUCCACCGGCAGAUGCAGCCUGGGUACUCAGCCAAGAGAUACCUCCGAGGCCUUCUGCGGACAUGGCCCCCCGACACUGUGGCCAGGCUCCAGCGUGCAGGACACAUCAAGGAUUCCCUGCUGCUCCGGGACAGUCGGCUUGGGAUACCCAAGAGCCUCAGGCCACGGCAGGAUCUUUCAGGUGUACCCCCAAAAUACCAUCUCCUGCCUGUCGUCCCCUCAUUUUGGAUUCAACAGAGACCAUCUUAUGAACAAGGUUCCCUGGGUCAGCAAACCCAGGGUGCGGGGAGAGCGGCGCCCAGCCCCAGGCUUUUGAGGGCCAGUGACAGCAAGGAUGAGAAUGAUGAGGGCAGUCCUCAGUCGACCCAGACCCGGCGGCUGCAGACAGGGGGAAUCCAGAGCGAGGCCGCUGCCUUGAGCCCCUGCAAAGCACCGCGAGACGCCCAGCGACCCCGAGCAAACCCUGGAUCCAGAACCAGGCCUCAUGGGAAUCUUUCUGAAGCCUCCUCACCGCUGACUCAAGCAGCAGGGCAUCAGGGAGCCCCACGGUCCUUGGAGGCAGCAGCUCAGAGGACGAGAGAGCCUCAAAGUUGUAUAAAUAAAGGGCUGAUAUGUUCAAAAGAAAAAGAAUUUUACACACGCAAGCUGCACAUCGACAUGACGCCGUUCCUGAAGGAAUGCGGAGAUGAAAUUGACUCUCACGAAGAACCAGGAGGACCCCAUAGAAGAAAGGAUGAAGACGGCCAAGACCCAGAGCCAAAGACUGUGACCCUUCACCCCAGCGGUCCUCCCCCGGCUUCCCCGGCUUCCCCGGCUUCCCCGGCUUCCCCGGCCAACACCUUGAAAAGCAUGGACAGAGUUUACAAGGUGUCCCACCUGCACAGGAGAUUCCUAGAACAUGAGCCUGCAUCCCCAGGGAAGUUGGGUUCCAAGACUAUACCUCGUCUUCCAAGAAAAAAUAAGAAAACGCAACCAAAACUGUUCAACCAGAAGACCAAAACUGCCAUCAGUCAUGGAAGGGAGUUGGUUGACAAGGCUAACAGGAAGAAAAGAACCAAGACAGACAAGGGCAAAGCACACAAGAGAGAGAGAGAAGAAAGGGUCCCGAGGCAAGCCGAGGCUGUCAGAGGAAAGUCAAAGGGUGUGACAACUGAAAAGAAAUCACAGCCAAAAGAAAAGAAACCAGAAACCAAAAUGAAAAGGAAACAUAAAGAAUGGAAUGUGGAGAUGGCGGCAGAGCUGAGCAAGCCGGACGUCACUAACCCCAAGGAAGCAGAAGGCACCUCAGAGAGAGGGCUCUUCCCCUCACAUUCUGCCCCUGAGGACCCUUGGAUUUCUCCUGAAUACGAUGCUCUGGAGAGCCAGGUUUCUAUAGAUGGAAGAUUGCCACUCACCCAGGCCAUAGGUGUCCCCAGCAACAUGGAAUCUGAAGAAGACAGAAGCCCUGGAGACCCUUUCAAGGCCCUCCUGGAGAAGAGGCAGCAAGAGAAGGCUUCUCUAGACAGAAUUGGAACAGAGAGGGCAGAGAUGGUGUGGCUGGAGGCGGAGCGGAGAAGGGAGCACGAGUUGCUGGAGCAGCUGGAGACUGCAGAGAAGUUGAAGGAGGAGCUGGAACUGGAGCAUCAGAGGCACGCCGAGAAGAUCCGCCUGAGAAAGCAGAGACUGGAGGAAGUACGGCAGCUGCAGGAGGAAGCAGAGAGGAAACAGAGGCUCCGGUUCCAGGCAGCCCAAGAGAGGGCCCGGAAGCAGCAAGAGGCAUUCCGGAGGAAACUGCAAGAAAUGCAGAGAAAAAAGCAGCAGGAGGAGGUGGAAAGGGCUGAGACUAAGAAACAAAGACAGAAGGAACUAGACAUGCAGUUAGCGGAAGAACAGAAACGCCUGAUGGAAAUGACUGAAGAACAACGGCUGGAGUACCUGUGGGAGAAACGAGAAGCAGAAGAGAAGGCCAGGCGGGAGGCUGAGGAAAGCAGGCAGCAGGAAGAGAAAGCAGCAAGGCUAACUCUGGAGGAAGCCAGGAAACUAGUCCAGGAGCAAAUCAGGCAAAAAGCUGCUUUGGAGGAACACUAUUUUCAUCGAGAACUCUUUAAGGAAGCCAAUGGUCUGCAGUGGACACAGAACAUUUCCAGACCGUGGGUCUACUCAUACUUCCAGUUCCUAGACACCCCCAAGCCCUGAGGCUAGAAGGACACAAAGAAGUAAGUGGAGAAGUGCUGAGAGGAAAAGCUACAUUUUUAUAUAAAGCUCCAGCUGAGCUCCAUUACUUCCUUUUCAUCUAGCUUACCUCAACCUGUACCUAGGACUGUCUUCACCCUGGACAUUAUUCCCAGGGUUCCCACACUCUCCACACACUGUGACUCAAUGAACUUUUCACUUACUUAAAUCCUUUUGUGUUCUUUAGGACCACAUAAAUUCAAUAGUAGUGGAAGUGUUUACACUACCACUCCACAGAUCCAGGUGGAGGCACUGACAGUCUUAGGACAUUCUAUGUGUUUUGAUGUGUUCAAGAGUUGACGGAAAACGGAAGUUGUCACACACUAACUGUGGACUAGCUAAGAGGAGCUGAUCAUAUUAAGAAAUCCCUCAGGCCGGAGAGAUGGCUCAGUGGUUAAGAGCACUGGCUGCUCUUCCAGAGGACCUGAGCUCAAUUCCCAGCAUCCACAUGGUGGCUCACAACCAUCUAUAGUGAGAUCUGAUGCCCCCUUCUGGCAUAGAGCACUCAUAUACAUAAACUAAAUAUUAAAAAAAAAAAAAAAUCCCUCUAUGAGGCAAAACCACAAUUUUAUCCCGGGUAUCUAAAACAAGUAUCUUCUUCAAAGGCAUGUUCGGAAGCACUUGAUCCAUGUUCAACUGAGCAAAAUGAGCUGUUUCAUGAGGAAAUUCUCUCAAUCCUCAAAGUGCAGGUCUAGAGCAGCGAGUUUGCAUAAACUGACACAGUCUUCUAUGGUACCAGCCGGGUAAGUGCUCAAUGGCAUAGGUAGUUGCUGGGAACUACAUUGGCAAAGACAUACUCUAUUCCACCACCUCAGAAAUUCCAUCAUUGUUGAUCCUUGAGCACAAAUCUUGAGAUUUUUAUUCCCAACUGUGUCCUGACGAACCUGCUCAUACAACUCUAAACAUGUUUCUCAGAAGCCUCAAGUCCUUUAACAAACUCUUAAUGUCCAAUAACCAUCCCUUUAACAAAGCACCACAGAAUGCUCGUUAAGACAUUGUCAGAAAUAAAAUAUAAAAUGUUAAAAUAGUA
This is a messenger RNA of Psammomys obesus (fat sand rat), 3652 nucleotides long. RefSeq names its product KIAA2012 ortholog. The record is from RefSeq and is a predicted model, not a curated record. The coding region runs from base 1 to 2586 and encodes 861 amino acids. The transcript has 17 exons. Lineage: Eukaryota; Metazoa; Chordata; Mammalia; Rodentia; Muridae.